Rosa rugosa (rugosa rose) is the source of this 2858-nucleotide messenger RNA. RefSeq names its product DEAD-box ATP-dependent RNA helicase 37-like. Gene Ontology annotation, cellular component: nucleus. Gene Ontology annotation, molecular function: RNA helicase activity; RNA binding; ATP binding. The coding region runs from base 293 to 2173 and encodes 626 amino acids. Lineage: Eukaryota; Viridiplantae; Streptophyta; Magnoliopsida; Rosales; Rosaceae. The transcript has 7 exons. The record is from RefSeq and is a predicted model, not a curated record.
GAAAAAAAAAAAAAAGAGGAGGAAGAUAUUUUGGUUGCUUGUUAGGCCUUAAAGCGCUGCCUCUUGUCUCAAAAAUAUUAGGGUUUUCUCUUUCUCAAAGAUCUUAUUUUCAUUCUCCGUCGCGUCCGCUUCAGGGUUUUUCCAUCCGUGCAGGUUUAUUUUCUUCGUUUGAUUUGGAUAUUUGGAUUUCGUUGGACUUGAGAUUGAAUUAGGUUGAAUUUGGAGGUGUUUGAAGUUAAGGAGUUGGGGAGGGUGUUUUGGAGUGACAAUUUUGGUUGUAGUUGUAUCGACUAUGCGAGCUUCAUGGGCAGAUUUGGCUGCAAAUUCUGCAGCUGAGAAUGUAGGUUCUGGGUCUUCUGCUAACAGCGCUGCCAGUGGUGCUCCCACUGCUGGUGCUCCGUCGCGGUCCACCUACGUCCCCCCGCAUCUGCGUAACCGUCCGCCUUCAUCGGACCCGCCUGCUCCGGCGUAUAGUGCGCCUGCUGGGAAUGAUCGAGGUGGGUAUGGUGGAUCUCGUUGGGGUGGUGGCAGGAAUGACAACAGUCGGUCUGGGUAUGGAGGGAGUGGCGGCGGCGGCGGCGGCCGCGGUGGUGGAUGGGGUGGCGGCAGAGGUGGCGGUUGGGACCGUGGGAGGGACAGGGAAGUGAAUCCCUUUGAAGAUGAUGACGAAACAGAGCAGCCGUUUAGUGAGCAGGAGAACAGUGGCAUUAACUUUGAUGCUUAUGAAGACAUUCCUGUGGAGACAAGUGGUGACAAUGUUCCACCCCCUGUGAAUACAUUUGCAGAGAUUGACUUGGGUGACGCACUUAAUAAAAAUAUUCAGAGGUGCAAAUAUGUGAAACCAACACCUGUGCAGCGGCAUGCCAUUCCAAUCUCCCUCGGAGGUCGGGACUUGAUGGCAUGUGCUCAAACUGGUUCUGGCAAGACAGCUGCUUUCUGUUUCCCUAUCAUUAGUGGAAUCAUGAAGGGCCAACCUCCACAGAGACCGCCCCGUUCACAUACAGCCUGCCCACUUGCUCUGAUUUUAUCUCCUACUAGGGAGCUUUCUUCUCAAAUACACGAGGAAGCUAAGAAAUUUUCAUAUCAAACUGGUGUCAGAGCUGUUGUUGCUUAUGGAGGAGCGCCAAUUCAUCAACAGCUGCGGGAACUGGAAAGAGGUGUUGAUAUUCUUGUGGCAACCCCUGGAAGAUUGGUGGAUUUGCUGGAGAGAGCUAGAGUGUCAUUGCAGAAUAUUAGGUAUUUAGCCCUUGAUGAGGCUGAUCGAAUGCUGGACAUGGGUUUUGAACCGCAAAUAAGGAAAAUUGUGGAACAAAUGGACAUGCCUCCAGCAGGUGUGCGGCAGACUAUGUUGUUCAGUGCCACUUUUCCAAAAGAAAUACAGAGACUGGCGUCUGAUUUUCUUGCAAAGUACAUCUUUCUGGCUGUUGGAAGGGUGGGUUCUAGUACUGAUUUGAUUGUCCAACGAGUGGAAUUUGUUCAUGAAUCUGAUAAAAGAAGUCACCUUAUGGACCUUCUGCAUGCACAAAGGGCCAAUGGUACACAGGGGAAGCAAGCUCUGACGUUAGUUUUUGUGGAGACAAAGAAGGGAGCUGAUUCCCUGGAACACUGGUUGUGUAUGAAUGGUUUUCCUGCAACUACUAUUCAUGGCGACAGAACACAGCAGGAAAGAGAACAAGCAUUGAGGUCAUUUAAGAGUGGCAAUACUCCAAUUUUGGUGGCUACUGAUGUUGCUGCACGUGGGCUUGAUAUUCCUCACGUUGCACAUGUUGUCAACUUUGAUCUUCCAAAUGACAUUGAUGAUUAUGUUCACCGCAUUGGUCGUACUGGACGAGCUGGGAAAUCUGGUUUGGCUACUGCCUUCUUUAAUGAGAACAAUUCAUCACUGGCCAAGUCUCUAGCAGAUUUGAUGCAAGAAUCAAAUCAAGAAGUACCUGCUUGGUUGUCACGGUAUGCAGCUCGAUCCUCUUACGGUGGUGGGAGGAACCGCCGUUCUGGGGGAGGUCGGUUUGGUGGCCGUGACUUUCGAAGGGAUUCCUAUAGUGGUGGUGGUGGCGGCGGCGGCGGUGGUGGAUAUGGCGGUUCUGGUGGGUAUGGUGGAGGAGGAUAUGGGGGUUCUGGUGGGUUUAGUGGAGGAGGAGGUUAUGGUGCUGGGGUGACCAGUGCAUGGGACUAACCACUUAACUCUUGAGAGCAGUUACAGUGUCUAGGUAAUGAUUGCAGACAUUACUUCUCUACAAUGUCAUAUUUUUGUUUUUGUAAUGUCAUUUCAUAGUGGUUUAAACCAUGGGUUCUGGUGGGUUUAGUGGAGGAGGAGGUUAUGGUGCUGGGGUGACCAGUGCAUGGGACUAACCACUUAACUCUUGAGAGCAGUUACAGUGUCUAGGUAAUGAUUGCAGACAUUCCUUCUCUACAAUGUCAUAUUUUUGUUUUUGUAAUGUCAUUUCAUAGUGGUUUAAACCAUGAAUGUUUUAUACUGUUAGAAUACUCUGACAAUGUUUUGAGGGAGGGGGACAUAUGUUUGGUAUUGGUGCCACAGGAAUAGAUCUGUAAUGUUGGUAGGUGUUGAUUAAAAGUACUAACGGAGUAGGGAUUCCUUUGGCUUCUUAGUUUUCUGUACGAUUAUACUCUGGCUUGUUAUUUUGGAUGGGUUGUAGAGUAUGUAGUGAGAGAGGGAGAGGGUUUCUUUUCGGCUGCAUCUUUGUUAUCUCAUAGGCAUGUUCUUUUCAACCCAGCUUGUGGGGUUAUAUUGGUGAGGUUCUAGUCCUGCCAUUUCCUUCCUCCUUUGUUUGAGUUAUCAGUUAUAGGGCUUUUGUAAUAUUUUGGUGGUGACUGAAAGAAAUACAAAGCUCUUUUUGGAA